CAUGAGCUUCAGCUUUCGUUUUCGCUUGACAGUGGGAGGGUUGAGUACGGGUAGUUCGACUGGUUAUUCGGAAUGUUCGUUUGAUGUACUACUACUUAAUAAAGUUUCUGAGGUCUUUGCUCUGUGGUGUGUUAAAAUUUGUACGUAAGUUGACUACUUCGUUUUUGGGUCUUCUUAACCUGCGUUUGCGAUAUAUUCGCCAAAUUAACAUGGAGUCAGAUGAUGAGUGUGAGUUAGACUCCACAUGGGAGGAUGAAUACAAAAAUAAAGAACCCAGAAAGAAGAACAAAAGAAGGAGUCACAGGAACAGGUAUGCUGCAAAGGACAUGCAAGACUUUCGGCAUAGAGUCCGGAACUUAGAUGAUGAUGAUGAUGACGAUGAUGAUGACAACGAACCAGGUGAAGGCAGAUUCUAUAACCUGGAGUUUUACCAUGGUAAAAUAAAUUCUUCACCUGAUGAUGUUCACAUUGAUACAUUUCACAAGCAGUGGAAGGGUCAAUAUGACUGGCUGGAAGACUGUCACUCCUACAUUCAAUGGUUGUUUCCAAUACAAGAGCCAGGGGUGAAUUGGAGUGCACAUGUGCUCACAGAAAAGGAAAUAAAGCUGUUCCGUAAAGAUGAAGAAGCAAAGAAGAAAUUGGUGGAAUCAUAUAAGCUCAUGCUAGAUUUCUAUGGUAUAUGCUUGGUCAAUGAAAAAACAGGAGAAGUGAAACGUACCAAUGACUGGGAGGAACGCUUUAGCAACUUGAACAGAUAUUCACACAACAACCUGCGCAUCACACGCAUCCUGAAGUGUUUGGGGACUCUUGGAUUGAAGCACUACCAGGCCCCACUGGUCAAGUUCUUCCUCCAUGAAACUCUUGUGGAGAAACAACUUCAGCGUGUGAAACAAAGCGUAUUAGAUUACUUUAUGUUUACUGUAUUGGAUAAAUUAGAGAGACAAAAGCUAGUUAGAUUUGCCUUUAAGCAUUUCAAACCCCGAGAACAGUUUGUCUGGGGCCCCAAGAAGAUACUGUCAGGGGAGGUAUAUAGCAAAAAUGAAGAGAAUAAAGACAAUAACACAGCAGAACAUAAGCAGCAAAGAGAAACCGAUAAUGGUGUAAAAGAUCAGCAGGCAAUAAAUAUACAGCCAGUUGAAUCAGUUUCAGACAAAAAUAAUGAAGUUGAACAGGAUUCAGAUGAUAACAGUCAAUGCAGCUCAGGAGACAAAAGUGUAAAGAAAAAUCAAAAGGUGAGCGUUAGUGAUGCCAAGAUGUCAGGGGAGGAACAUAAUGAAAGUGAAAACUUUGACCAUCUUACAGAGAAUACAACUACAGAAGGUGGGCAGCAAAAGGAAACCCUUGAGAGAACACAAGAAUUGAACCAAACAGAUGAACAUAAUCCUGUCAUAAUUAAGCUAAAUGAAAAAGACAGUGAAAAAGAUCAGCAGGCACAGGAUAAUCAGCCAAUCAAAAAUGAACAGGAUCCAACUGAGAACAGUUCAAACACUAAAAAAGUAGAAAAGCAAGAUCAAGAGAAGAGUAAUGAAAGUAAUGAAGAGCAUUUCAAGCCCCAAGAAAACUUUGUCUUGGGCCCCAAGAUUCCCUCAGGUUCUGAAGUGGUACGUGGAGAAAAUGAAAACUUAAGCCAGGUUACAGAAGAUAAAUGCAGUGAAACAGCAGAAGUUGAGCAGGAAAUGGUAAAGCUCCAUGAAAGCACUGAUGAAAUGAGCAAAAUAGAUGCCAAUCAUUCUCCUGAAGGGAUGGAAAAUGAGACACCUAAAGAUAACCUGAAUAUAGAUAAGCCAGAUAGUCCAAACAAAUUGACAGGAACCAAUUCUGAUGGUGAUCAGGGUGCAAAUGAGGACGGUCAGUGCAGCUCAGAAAACAAAAGUGUAAAGCAAAAUCAAGAUAUGAGUGAUGGUGAUAAUGAUGUUGGCAUGACAACAGAAAACAUGUCACAUGAUGAUGGUGUCGGUGACAUGACACCAGAAGACAUGUCUCGUGAUGAUGAUGAUUGUGUUGACAUGACAACAAAAAACAUGUCUCUUGAUGAUGAUGUUUCUGUCAGGUGAGGUACAUAGCAAAAAUUAAAACUUUAGCCAGCUCAGAUAUAUAGCACACAUGAAGUGAACCAAAUAGAUGAACAGGAUCCAAAUCAGGACAGUCAAUGCAGUUAAAACAAUAUAGAAAAGAGAUGAGUACUGGUAGCGAUGAAGAGACAAAUUCUCAUAAUAAUCUGAAGGAGGGUCUAAAUAUCUGAUUUGCUAAAUAGAAAUGAGGGAAGGUAUAGUGAAACAAGGAUGUUAUAGUUUAAAAAGGUUGAACUUAAAAAGAUUGUUUCAUGAAUUUGUUUGUUUGUUCCUCUGAAUUAUAUUAAUAUAUAUGAUCUAUCUGAAUGUCAUUUUGAAUUUUGGCUUAAGUUAAAAAAUCAGAUUACUAAAUAUGAAUAUGUUUUUAUUUUGUAGAUAAAACUUGUGAUGAUAAGGCAAGGUUGCCUUAUGAAAAUUAGCACCAAUUUCUCUGCUUUUAGCCCAUCUCUGAUUACUACUUCUACUGAGAUUACUGGAAAUAUAUUGGAAUUUUCUUUAUGUGAGUUUUUGAAAGUUGAAUAUUUAUUUGCAUGAUUUAGAUAAUUGAUGACUUAUGAUUACAAACUGUAUAAUAAAAUUAAAUUUGAAUGAUUUGCAUAAAUACAUAGUGUUGAUUCUAUUGAAGUCUGUAAAAAUCAUGCUGUUUUGGUUUGCUAUUUAGGUUUGUUUUUUAGGUUUGUUUUUUACUGCUGAAGCAAAUAAAUGAUGUCUUCACACUAAUAAAAUGCUAAAAAUAAGAAUAGAACAUUUUGUAAACCACACUGAACAUUCAUAGCUACAUGCCAUGAAUAUCAAUAAAAAAUAAAAAAAAUAAAAAA
Molecule: messenger RNA, 2890 nt
Organism: Ctenopharyngodon idella (grass carp)
Lineage: Eukaryota; Metazoa; Chordata; Actinopteri; Cypriniformes; Xenocyprididae
Product: opioid growth factor receptor-like protein 1
Exons: 8
Coding region: 84-2054 (656 amino acids)
Cellular component (GO): membrane
Molecular function (GO): opioid growth factor receptor activity
Source: RefSeq, a predicted model, not a curated record